This is a messenger RNA of Symbiodinium sp. CCMP2456, 438 nucleotides long. The record is from the annotation of a GenBank genome assembly. Lineage: Eukaryota; Dinophyceae; Suessiales; Symbiodiniaceae.
AUGGCACAAGACCUGGCAACAAGUACCCGCUGCUGCGCUUGCUGCAAGUAUGCCCGGGAAGUGGCCGAGUGGUGGUCGAAUCUGCUCUUGGUCGUCGCAGGUGUGAUUCUGCUGCUGGUCGCCAUCUCCACGCUGCUGGGUGCACAGGACGUAGGCUUCAACCUUUUGCUUGAGCUCGCUGCGUUGACCAUCGUCCUCGUCAUCGUGAUGAGUGGCUUGGGAUGGCAGGGUGCCGAGAACGAGCAACAGAGAUCUGAUCCUCUGCUGGGCAGCUCUGAGCAGUCGCCCCGGCACUGGCGCUGGCUGGAUGCUCUGCGCUCUUCUGCCAUGCGAACGGUGCGUGUGUUUCAGGACCAUGCAAGGGAGUUCGGAUUUUUGUCGCGAGUCGAGUGCAACAUGUCUAUGGACAAGCUGCCAACUGCUGGUAGCCGAUGGUAA